Messenger RNA from Mangifera indica (mango), 1757 nucleotides. RefSeq names its product zinc finger CCCH domain-containing protein 62-like. The transcript has 9 exons. The record is from RefSeq and is a predicted model, not a curated record. NCBI's taxonomy places the organism in Eukaryota, Viridiplantae, Streptophyta, Magnoliopsida, Sapindales, Anacardiaceae. Gene Ontology annotation, molecular function: metal ion binding. Bases 95 to 1522 code for a protein of 475 amino acids.
CAACAAAAAAUGAAAAGCUUCUUGCUAUAUAUAAUUUUACAAAACAAACGAACAAUUUCGUGAAAACCCAAAGGAAAGCUAGAGAAACCCAUCCAUGGCGAUCUCUGAGCAAGUUACAUUCACAGAACAUCAAGAAAGCGAUGAAAACUACACUGAAAGUGAAGGAUCCGACCCGGUUUACGAUUCGGAUUUAGACCCGAGUUACAUCUUUCAUGAGGACACUCGAGCCAAGUUGUCGAAUCUCUCUAUCAGAAAAAAGUCCAAGUCACGGACUGAUAAUAAUUUGGAUGACAAUGUAAACGGAAAUGAAGAAGAAAUUAUUAAAAAGAUUGUAGAAGCUGGGCAGCUAGAGAAACUGAAGGUGGAGCAGUGUAAGAUUUACUUGAGGAAGAAUGGAUUGAGACUGACUGGCAGUAAGAGCACUCUUAUUCAGCGCAUAAAGGAGCAUCUAGAGGUUUCCAAUGGUGAAGGGGAGAAAAAGUACCCAAUAUCAAGCUUUUCAUUGAACUGUACAGGUGAUGCAUGCACAGGCGACGUUGUUAUGUUUGAACAGAAUGUUUAUGGAGCGUUCAAUAUAGCAUCGCGUAGUGCAAGUGGUCCUCCAUGCGGUAAAAGGAUUGUUGUAGGCCGCAUUGUGAAAGAAAGCUAUGGAGCGGCCAAGCAGCAACAUACAUUUACGAUAGAGGUCCUCUGGAGCAAAGGGGAGAAGCCACUCUCUCCACUUCAUCCCCUCCUAAUUAAGGGUCGAAACCUUUAUAGACUAAAGACCCUGAGACAGAGAUGGGAUGAUGAAGGUGAGAGGCUUAAAGUUCUAAUGGAAAAGCACUCAAGAGGUUCUCUUGCCAGGUCUGAUAGAGAAAUAAGAAUGCAGGAAAAGGAAAAGAGGAAAAUGGUCAAGGAAAAUAGGAUGUUCAUGAAGAAGGAUGCAAAAAGUAUUCAGUCUCACUCAAACUCAAAAGCUACAGAAAAAGGGGGAAUCCUAUUACACCAUUCGGAUCUAUCUGUUGGUACAAACAAAAUGGCAACUAGACCUCAGCAACAAGCAGUUAUGCCUCAACGACCUGGAUUAGUUGUUGACUUAAGGAAAUCAGCUGCAUCUCAACCUCGUUUGGCUUUUGAUUCCAGAAAUCUGCCUUCACAUUCUCAAGAACUGAAGAGAACAAUGCAGAACAAUAAUAAAAAACAACUUCCUGAGGACCCUGUUAAGUAUAGUGGCAUUAAUGAAAUGCAGUGGCCAUUGGAUGGCAUUAUCUUUCAUGCAGAGAGGAGUGAUCAUAGUCAGCCUAACUUUGAUUGUAUGAAUAACCAUCAACUUCCCACUUAUAAAUAUCCCUAUACAAAGCAGACAAAUGGCUUAUCCGAGAGGUCUAAUCAUAGGCAGCCAUUGAAGAGCAUCAAUCAAUAUCGUCCAACGAAUCUGCCUCCUAGACAUGGACGCUUAAAACAACAGCUGUGCAGGCACUAUGCUCAAGGAAGAUGCUAUUUUGGAGACAACUGCAAAUUUUUGCAUGAAAGGAAAUAAAUUAAAGCUGGGAAGAGUGUUGGCAUUGCUUUUAUAAGAAUUUUCAGAGGUAGUUUGGAUGCUUAUGUGAGUGUGUUGGUUGUCUACAUUUGAUUACUUCCAUUUUAUCAAUAUUUCCAAGAUAUGAUCAAUGCACUAAAGUGCAUUAAGGUGUUUGUAUCUUUUAAGUCAUGAGAAGUUUGAGAGUUGAAGGAUUAUCUCUUAAUUGAAAAUUUAGAUACAAAUCUUAUUUUUA